Molecule: messenger RNA, 1254 nt
Organism: Enterobius vermicularis (human pinworm)
Lineage: Eukaryota; Metazoa; Nematoda; Chromadorea; Rhabditida; Oxyuridae
Source: the annotation of a GenBank genome assembly
AUGAAUCCUUAUCAUUCAUCAUGGGCACCACGUGUAUUCGAAAUUUUUCUGUAUUUGAUUUAUCGACUAGCUCGAGCUGUUGUUCAACUAGAAUCUGAUAUUUACAUGUUAUUAAGAUGCUUAUUUUAUACACCAGAUCGAGGACAUUGUUGCGAAGUAUUGUACAUUGUAGCCAGGAAACGAUUCCACAUAGGUGAUGUGGCUCGUAACGUUGAUUUCUUGGCCUUUCAUGAACGUAUGACCAGCUGUGAUGAAUUACGGGACAAACACUGGAUGCUGUAUACAAUUUGUGAUCGUUAUGCAUAUUUUGUGAAACUUCCACAUUCCUCGUUUGAAUACAAUGUAGCCUCAUCACCGUUUUUAUCAAUUGCACAAUUUACGUAUGCUGAAGCGUUGGCACGGAUUCCGCAUCGGACCUUUUUGCGAGAAUCUUACAAAAUGCGUCAUUUCUCUGGUCAGGUGGUGACGAUGUGGACGAUGCCUCGCUGUGGAUCUACCUUGGUAGCCAAGAUGUUACAGGCUACGGACCAAACCAACCGGUGUGUCCUGGUAUUCUCGGAGCCUGAUGCCUUUAGUAUGUUAGCAAUUAUGGUUGGCCAAUAUGCCUUAUCAGUUUGUUAUGCUCGCAGUCUGCUUCUCGCAGUACUUCGGUACUCUUGCAAAGAUCAGCUUCUUCAGCAAACUAUUAUUUUUAAGAUGAGAUCAAAUUGCACGAAGCUGGUUCCCUAUGUUCAUGCAGUUGCUCCACACGUGUCUCAGGUUUAUAUCGCAAGAAGAAAUCUUGAGGACACAGUAAUUUCGCAGGUUACCGUUUCCAGACGUUCAGAUAACAUUUUUGCAACGGUGCUUAACCUUCGCAUGAUACAUCCAUGUUUCUGCGACUGGAUUACCACCUGGGGAUCACUAGAGUGGCGUUUGAUGAGAGAAAUAGACCCUAAGUGCGUUCUGGAAGUAGCACUAGCAGUUGUGUGUCAGUCAUUCAUCGACUACGUACAAUAUGAACGCUAUUUUGCUUCACCGCCUGUAUUUUAUGAGGAUCUCAUGGUCGACACAGCAAGUUCACUGAAGCAACUGCUGCACGUCUGCGGAAUAUCGCUAGUUAAUUUACCGGAAUGCAUUGACUGCAAACGUCACGAUAGGCAUUCACUGUUGUUUAAAGACAGCUUCGAUCUUGGAAGAGUGGAACUAAGAACAGACGACCGGGAGACUGUUCGGGACGUUGCAGUGAUGCUGUCUUAUCCGCUGGUCAAAUAG